Molecule: messenger RNA, 1465 nt
Organism: Etheostoma cragini (Arkansas darter)
Lineage: Eukaryota; Metazoa; Chordata; Actinopteri; Perciformes; Percidae
Gene: chmp4ba
Product: charged multivesicular body protein 4Ba
Exons: 5
Coding region: 183-851 (222 amino acids)
Biological process (GO): late endosome to vacuole transport via multivesicular body sorting pathway; vesicle budding from membrane
Cellular component (GO): ESCRT III complex; cytoplasmic side of plasma membrane; multivesicular body
Source: RefSeq, a predicted model, not a curated record
CGGAAGAAGAGACAAAACAACAACAGCAGCGGCAGCCCCUCCGGCUCGGCGACGGUAGUUGACGGGGAAACGGCAACAGAGCACUUUAACGAUUAACGUUACCUGUUCGGUAACAGAAAGUACCAGCUGUUCGCGUACGGUUAACACACUCGGUUAACACACUGUUUACAUUUAAUAGCAACAUGUCGGUGUUUGGUAAGUUGUUCGGCAGCGGUGGCAAGGGUGGGAAAGCGCCGACACCCCAGGAAGCUAUCCAGAAACUCCGAGAGACGGAGGAGAUGUUAGCCAAAAAACAGGAUUUCUUAGAGAAGAAGAUCGACCAGGAGCUCUUGACGGCGAAGAAGAACGGCACGAAAAACAAACGAGCGGCUCUACAGGCCUUGAAAAGGAAAAAGCGGUACGAGAAGCAGCUGGCUCAGAUCGACGGCACGUUGUCUACCAUUGAGUUCCAGAGGGAGGCGCUAGAGAACGCCAACACCAACACAGAAGUGCUCAAGAACAUGGGCUACGCCGCCAAGGCAAUGAAGGCCGCGCACGAAAACAUGGACAUAGACAAAGUGGACGAUCUGAUGGCCGACAUCACAGAACAACAAGAAGUGGCUCAAGAAAUCUCAGAUGUCAUUUCCAGGCCAAUCGGUUUCGGAGAUGAGUUUGACGAGGAUGACCUUAUGGCUGAGCUGGAAGAGCUGGAACAGGAAGAGCUGGACAAAAACCUUCUGGAAAUCGAGGGAACAGAGGACGUCCCUCUACCCAGCGUACCAUCUACAUCACUACCAUCUAGACCAGCCAAGAAGAAGGUGGAAGAAGACGAGGACGACAUGGCGGACCUCGAGGCCUGGGCGGCUAACUAAGCUAGCUUGCCCUGCUAGCUAGCUAGUGCCCCUCUCCUGUCUGUCUCUGUGCAACCAGGCUGCUCCCAGACAUCUGGAAGAGAGACAGGGACUAUGGGCUGCUGAGCUGGCUGCAGGCAUGCUGCAGGCAUGCUGCUCUAUCUUAAAGCCAACGUCCCAAUAUCUAACCAUACCCCAAACCUAAAGUAUGCACUUGUGACUUAAAAUGAAAUGAACCCGGGCUUUUCUAUUCUUUUAUUAAUGUCCCCGUAAGAUCCCUUUAUUCCAGCUGUACACUCCUCAGUUUCUGAAGGGCAAGAGAGUACGGAAAGCAUAUGUCAUGCCCCAACAGCCUGUGGUUACCAAAAUCAAAGAGUACAUGAAUGCACACUUUGGGCAGGAGAGUGCAAGUGCAUACUUCUAGGCAAGGGUGUGAGGAGGAACAGGACGAGGUUUGUUUCUGGGAGGAAUGUGAAGAAUAAACCGAUGCGCGGGGGAAAAUAGCAACAACAGAAAGACAACAUGAUUCAGCCAUUUUUCUGCUUCCCGCGUGCGUUGUCAUCUCUCUGCUCUUCUACAAUGAUGACGACAACCCAUCUACAGCAUCUCUGCUAAAUCUCAGCAGCAGCAAAAAA